UGUGGCACAUGACAACGAAAACACGGAACAAGACAGAAUCAGCUGACACGGCUCGCCUGCAGCUGCCGCUUUGUAUUGUUCACAGUUUACUGCCUGUUUUUAACCAGUUUGCAUUAUGGAGGACCAAGAGAUGCAACUUAAAGUCAGACGAGUGACUGACAAAUUCACGGAGAGCAUGUACGUCCUGGCCAACGAGCCGUCAGUGGCUCUGUACAGACUGCAGGAGCACGUCCGCAGGUCCCUGCCUGAGCUGGUGCAGCACAAGACGGACAUGCAAAGCUGGGAGGAACAGAGUCAAGGAGCCAUUUACACUGUAGAGUAUGCAUGCAGCGCUGUAAAGAGCAUGACAAACAGCAGCUUGUAUUUCAAAAACAUUGACGGCCUCCUCCGUCAAGCCAUCAGCAUGAAGGAACAGAUCAGUAACUCCCAAAGUCGCAGCUUAAGUGAUGUGACCCCCUUACCCAGUCCCCUUGUCUCUGCUUCACAUCCCCCAUCCACUUCCUCAUGACCUCAGCACAGAGGUGUCCAAGGAAAAGGACUAUGGACUCAGGCCCUCAUAAAGAAGGGGGAGAAAAGCACAGCUCAGGGAUGUGACGUGCCCUUCUGAGCUGCUGGUGUUGCUUCUAUGGUCCCUUACUCAACUUCCUCUUGAUUGAGCCUGAAGUAAGGUCUUAAGGGCAACACCUCCUCAUCACAAUGGAGUGGCUGCCUCCAGUGACCCCCGCCGGUGCAAGCCGCUCAGUGGAACAGAGCACCAGAGCACUGCCAGGCCUGGCAUUAAAAAUACUUCAAGUCAUGGACGCUGCUCAAAGAAUGCAUUGUUCUCUUGGACUCACUGGACGGACCAGGGAGAAAGUAGUCGAGCUGUUUUCGCCUACCCGGUUUAAAUCCAACGUUUCGCUAAUGUAUUGGACGUUGUGUUUAGAUUUCUGAGAAAGACUUAAAGUUCCCUGCAAUCAUAUUAGAAAAGUUUAACAUGUACUUAUGGUAAACAAACUAAUUUUCCAGUGUCUUAAUCAUUCAGAAUCGUUUUUUUUCCCUCCACAAUAUUGUUCUUACCAGCCAAGUAGACAGAAACUCCCAGGCAGAACAGUCCUAUAGCCACAUGUCGUAUAGAUCUGCUAUCCAAAAGGAACCAGUCUGCUCUGUGGAAUCAAAUGUGAUAGUUUAAAUAUCAUUGCACGAGCAUGUUUACACUUCAAGAUUGAUGCCUUGGUUGUCUCAUUGGUGUAUAAUUGAAGAUGAUUUAAUAAAUCAUCAUUAUUUCGAAAA
Messenger RNA from Labrus bergylta (ballan wrasse), 1272 nucleotides. It is a transcript of the gene borcs8, whose product is annotated as Bprotein-1 related complex subunit 8. The record is from RefSeq and is a predicted model, not a curated record. Lineage: Eukaryota; Metazoa; Chordata; Actinopteri; Labriformes; Labridae. Gene Ontology annotation, cellular component: BORC complex.